AUAAACUAAAUCCAAACAAAACCUUAAUAUUUAGAAUAUUAAUAAAUAACCAAAGAAACACAUAUUCCAAAUCACAAUCCUUUUUCAAAAAUGGAAGAUUAUUCAUCCAUCCAAAUUCUCUCACUCUUCCUCCUCUUUCUCUCUCCACUCCUCCUCCUCAAAUGGUUCCUUUCUUCUCAAACCAACAAGAACAAGAUCAACCCACCGCCUUCCCCUCGAAAGAUUCCGAUCAUCGGCCAUCUCCACUGCUUCGCCAAAGACCCUCACCGCUCUCUUCUCUCCCUAUCCCGCCGCCACGGCCCCAUCAUGCUCCUCCACCUCGGCAGCUCCCCUGCCGUCGUGAUCUCCUCAGCCGCCGCCGCCAAAGAAAUCAUGAAAACCCACGACCUAAUAUUCUCCAACCGCCCUGUAUUCAAAGUCAACCGCAAGCUCCUCUACGAUCUCAAGGACGUCUCUGUCUCCCCUUACGGAGAGUACUGGCGGCAGUUGAAGAGCAUUUGUGUUCUUCAGUUGCUGAGCAACCACAAAGUCAAAUCAUUCAGGUCUGUAAGGGAAGAAGAGGUCUUGUUGAUGAUUGAAAAGAUCGAGGAAUCUAGAGGGAAGAACAUUCAAGUGAAUCUGAGUGAGAUGUUUUCGAAGUUAGCUAAUGAUAUUGUGUGUAGGGCUUCGUUUGGGAGGAAAUAUGAUGAGGGGGAGAAGGGGAUGAGAUUCAGGCGUUUGUUGACGGAGUUUUUAGUGGUUUUGGGAACGGUGAACGCCGGCGAUUUCAUGCCGUGGCUGAGUUGGAUUAAUAAGUUGAAUGGUUGGGAUAAUAGAGUAGAUAGGGUGGCUAAGGAGAUGGAUGACUUUUUAGAGGAGGUGGUGGAAGACAAGAUGAAUCAAAGAAAAUUUGAGGAGAUCGUGGAUGAAGAUCAUGAUGAAAGGAAAGAUGAUUUUGUUGAUAUUCUAUUGAGGAUUCAUAUGAGCCAAGAAACAGGGGUUUCAAUUGAUAGAGAUAGUGUCAAAGCCAUUAUCUUGGAUAUUUUCUCAGCUGGAACAGACACAACAUCGACCAUCUUAGAAUGGGCGAUGACAGAGUUAUUGCGACACCCUAACGCGAUGAAAGAGUUACAAAAUGAGGUAAGAAAAGUUGCUAAUGGAAAAUCCAUAGUAACCGAAGAUGACAUAGAAAAUAUGUCUUAUUUGAAAGCGGUCAUAAAAGAAACCCUAAGAUAUCACACACCUAUUCCUCUUCUUGUUCCAAGGGAAGCAACUCAAGAUGUUAAAGUCAUGGGCUACGACAUAGCUGCUGGCACCAUUGUCUUUAUCAACGGAUGGGCUAUAGGUAGAGACCCGGUUUCAUGGGAUGAUCCAGAAGAGUUCAAACCUGAUAGGUUCCUCAACUCUUCUAUUGAUUAUAGAGGUCGUGAUUUUGAACUAAUCCCAUUUGGAGCUGGUAGAAGGGGAUGUCCCGGGAUUUCAUUUGGUAUCGCUACCAAUGAGCUCGCAUUAGCCAACAUUGUGAACAAAUUCAAUUGGGAGCUCCCUAACAGGAUGAAGGGAGAGGAUUUGGAUGUGGACGAAUGUAUUGGUGUCACAAUUCACCGCAAAAAUCCCCUUAUAGCUCUUGCAAUGUAAUUAAAAGAAUCAUUGAAACUAAUGAUGAUCAAAUGGUUGUAAUAUUUUUAGACUUAUUCUAU
Messenger RNA from Impatiens glandulifera, 1679 nucleotides. RefSeq names its product cytochrome P450 736A117-like. Bases 91 to 1617 code for a protein of 508 amino acids. The record is from RefSeq and is a predicted model, not a curated record. The transcript is spliced from 2 exons. Lineage: Eukaryota; Viridiplantae; Streptophyta; Magnoliopsida; Ericales; Balsaminaceae. Gene Ontology annotation, molecular function: oxidoreductase activity, acting on paired donors, with incorporation or reduction of molecular oxygen; heme binding; iron ion binding.